This is a messenger RNA of Vitrella brassicaformis, 2564 nucleotides long. NCBI's taxonomy places the organism in Eukaryota, Vitrellaceae. The record is from the annotation of a GenBank genome assembly.
AUCUGUUCGUUCGAGGCCUUAGUGUGUCGUGUCUGUUGUCUGUGUGUGCGCCUUCACACGAACCUUCCCCUCCGGUGUUUGUAGUGCGUGAUCGAUUGCCUGCCUAUGCAGUCAGUGUGUUCAUCGGUCGGGUCGGGUGGCGGUGCGAGUGCGCCGUAGACACAGCGAUUGGUUUGGAAGCUACGCCCCUGUAUGUCAAUCUGUCAACACAUACAUGCCAUCCCUUCUCAGGUCCGGCAUCGCAUCGCCGGAUCAUGUGGAUCAGCAGCGACACACGUCCCACAUACACCAUACCAUAAACGAAUCCAGCCAGCCAACCGGUACCAACCAUCCAGCCGUUUGUCAGUCGCCAUGAAGCAAGCCACUAGUGCGCAGACAGAGUGGCUGGCCACCAUUCACUCGACUGACUGACUGACUGGCUGACAUAGAUGGAGAAAAAGAGCGCAACAGCGCGACGCUCACAAGAUCGAAGCCCAGAUCGACCGACACUCAAAGCGACACACCACAGCUGUGGAACUCCCCCUCGCUGCGAUAACGUACGUCUAUCUAUGAAGAUCGGAUCACCCCACCCCAAGGAAGGUCUGUGUCAGUCUUCCUCUGCGGGGCCUGUCUGUCUCACAGCCAUCAGCGAUAAUCAAUCGGCAAGACACUCAUAAAAACGUCCUGAAGGUAUCAGCCACUCACACACAGUCCCGCAUCCAUCCAGCCAUCCACGACUACAGAACCAUAGACACACUCACUCACAUAUCCCCUUCUCCCUCUCUCUUACUGUCUGUGGCGCUCACAAAUCAAUAAUGCGCCACUGCGUACACAUGAAUGUACGACUGUACGCAUCUGUGAAUGCGAUUGUACGAAUGCAGAUAUGGACGCGAUCGGUCAUGUCGGUCGGUCAGUCGGUGGAUCAGGAGGUGCGCAUGAGGUAUCUGAGGCUGCCACGGUCAGGCGAAAACCCUCGGGCAAGGUUGCCUGAACGAACGAACGAACAAAGGAAUGCAACGCGACACGACGUACACGUGCGACAAACAGAGGGCGUGUCUUCUCUAUCAAGUCGCUACUCACUUGCAGUUCUGGUGGCAUCUCCCUUUACACCCACUCGUAGACCGCUAUUCCAUGCGCCACGGGCACCCGUCUGAGCGCCGCCCCGCUGCAGAGACCUGAACACACACCACACACAGACAUAGGACAGGACCGACACACAUGGCAUACACUCACACGUGUGGAAGUGUGCUGUGUGUGUGCCUACCGUCUGAGGUCCUCUUCGGCGAUUGUGUAGUACUCGAUGGCAUCUGGAUUGGCGUCAGCCGCAGGGCCCUUGAAGACGGCAAUGGGCCGAUCCAUGUCGUCGGAGACGAACAGGUUGGCGCCCUCGGCUAUCAACACCAACCUGACAAGGCAGGCAGGCAGACAGAGCGGAUGUUGUGUGUUUGUGGACGCUAUGCUGUGUGUGUGAUGUGUUGACUUGUCGCCGCCGACAAAGUCGACUUCCACCACGGGGGUGCCGUCACUGUCGUUGGUGAAACGCCUGCACACACACCACACACAGAUGACAUGUGAUGUGCUGUGUGUGUGUAUGGGUCUGUCUGUGGCGUGGGUGUAUGGUAUGCGCCACAUGCCCCCUUCACCUGAUGCUCUGGACGAGGUAGACGUUCUCCUGUGUGCGGGUGUUGUUCUCAGGGUCGAUGGGAUAUGUCCACCGCAGGUAUAUCGUCUCGAUCUGCACACACACACACACACACACACACACGGCCACUGUCGGUCGGACAGAGUCCCGACAGAGAGGCACGACUGUCGUGUACCUUGUCGACGUUGGUGAGGUUUGCCUCGAGGAGGCCGAAGAUGCCCGUGGUGUCGAGGUACUCGGCUGUCUUGACCACACGCUGGUUGUCACCACGGAGGAUCGCCAGCUGGUUACACACACACAGGCAGGCAGGCAGGCAGACACAUGCCGUGCCCAUAGGUGACAGGACAGCCCGGCCCCGUCGUGUGGUGUCCAGGAGACGACUCACUCAGUCACUCACCUUGUCAGGUUUGAAGGUGUAGCCCUCGUCGAUGGCCUGCUGAAUGCGCGAAUACAGGUCUGCACACAGACAGACCAGACCGAGAUGCACACUCGUCCAGUCCACCGACACCCUCACAGGCCAUUCAUACAUACCAGGGCAUUCGUCCUCGACGUCGACUUGCAGGCGGCGCAGACUGUCAUGGGCAGGCUGCAGACAGAGGGAGGAUAGGACAUAUGCACACGCGCGCAAACACACGAAUGUUUCACUUAGAUCUGAGGGUCAUGAGAGAUCUCUCACCCGGCCCCGCACCUGUGCAUCGCUGAUCUUCCUCUCAAUGCGGUCCAGUUUCACCAGCAGGAACACCAGCAGCAGAGCUGACACAUGGCACACAGCACAGCAACACACACAGAAUGAAUGCCAGCCCAUUGAUGCCAUGCCAUGGAUAAUCUCAGGCACCUAUUGGGACGACAGCGAAUAUUGUGCUGCGGUCCAUGGCGGGCGGCUGUCGAGUCGACUUGUGUGUGGGGAAUGACUGAAGGAUAGACGGUUCUGCAAGGAUAAUCC